CUCUGAACGCCGCUCAACCUCCCCAUGGUCCAAUCUUUUGACCAAAGAUCGCGGCAAAAGCGUGGCCAAUGUCCAACAACAGCUCCAGCAGCGGGUCGUUCUCAUCCUCAUCGUCCUCGUCAGAAGAUGACCCGCUGCUGGACCUGGAAACGGUCAACCUGGUCAACUUCACCAUGGGAUGUCGGGAGGCACAGCUACAGAUGACCCAACAUGAGCAGAAAGUGGAAGAGGCAAAGGCACAGUUUGACAACAAGAUGCGACUCCGAUGGAACCGAGACCGAGAAUAUCAAUCCAAACACAAGCGCAUCCAGGACGCGCGACACGAAUGGAUGCUGGCAAAGCAGAAACCCAGAGCAGCGGCCAUUCCCACCGUGGCUGGUGAAGCGGCUGCCUUUGCCAAUGGUCAAAUGGUGAGGAUCAAAACUAGCUACUGGAAACAGCUGCAGGUGCCGGCAGCGGCCAAAAGUGGGUCCUGUCAUUGGCGGGUCUGUCAUUUCAGUGGCUUCAGCUACACCUUGUCAUUGCCGCACUCUGGGAACGUGCUGGAAUGUGUUCCACCCGAUGCUAUGGAGGAGUUGGACUACGAAUUGCUCCCUGGCAGCGUGGUGUCCAUCGUUGAACCCCCAGCCCUGUCGGCCGACGUGGCCCGGCAACUGCAUCAGGUCGCCCAGCGCUGUGGAAGCGGUGCAAGGUUGAAACAACGAAGGUCUGACACCACUUUUGAAGUCACAUUUCCUAACGGCGCGACUUUGCUGAUCCCCAACGGCAACCUUCGCCCACCGAAUCACCCUGUCGCACCACAACCUCGGCCUCAGCAACCCGCACCGCAGAAACUGCUGGGGUUUACCUAUCUGGACUAUGUGCGAGAUGAGGAGGGAAGAAAAGGUGUUGUCACGGGUCUUUGCUCCGAAGAUCCAUUGAAUUUGAAAGUGAUCCUGACUUCCUACAGUGCACAUGUCAGCCUUCCGGCCAGUACUUUGACUUCGGAGGAGGUCUGGUUUUCUCAGAGGGUAACGGAGCUCACCAAAGAGGCAGAAGAGCUCAAGGAGGAGCUAGAGAAGAGUUGCGCUGCAGCCGUCGAAGCCGAUGCCCAGCUGAAGGCAUUGCAAGCGGAGCAGGAGAAGUUCGUUGAAAGACAUCGCGAAGCUGAAGAUGCGAAACGCGAAGCGGAAGGGAGCGCCCGCACACUUCGGGUAGUGAAGGUCGCUCGCUUCAAGACGAGCGACAGACCGCAGGAGUGGCGCGACAUCUCUUCCUACGUCACCGUGGAAUGGUCCGUGGCCAUGGAAACUGCCGCUGGCCUCCGCCAGCUUGUACCACUGGGAGUCUUCAAAACAGCUGCCUACCAGGUGGUGGGUGAAACCGAAGCGGACCGCGAAGAACACAUUUUUUCCAAUCAAACGUUGGGAGCAUUUCGCUUAUCUCGAGCCGUGGCUGAGAAAAUCUUAAAGCAUCGCAACAUACCGACCGCAGAUCCACUGCACAGUUUUGCUCUCCUGAAAGCGGCCCUGGGGGCAGGGAGUCACAAAGUUGUGUUGGAUGUGGAGGUCCGGGAUUUUUUCAGUGGACCUGUGGGGCUCUUCGUUCCCAAAGAUGUGGCACCUCCGACUGUGCUGGUCAACACGUUGAGACCAUACCAACUGACCGGUUUCCGUUGGUUGGUGAACAAUGUUCGUAAUGGCUUUGGAUCUUUGUUGGCAGAUGAUAUGGGCUUGGGCAAGACUCUUCAAACCAUCUCUUUGAUCAUGUAUCUGAAGCAGCAAAAUCUCUUGAAACCCAUUUUGAUCGUGGUUCCCAGCGGCUUAGUACAGACCUGGCGAAGGGAGUUGGAGCAUUGGGCCAAGGAUUUGAGGGUCCACCUGUUUUAUGGCAAAAGCCGACAGCUGCCAUCGCUGCGAUCCUUCCCGUCAUCCGCUGGAGCCGCUGGGUCCCCGAAGCGCCGGCGUCUGAAUUUCAAACAAGCCGAACCAACGGUGGAGCCUCCUGUGGUGGAGCCUUCUGCGCCGGAUGUGGUGUUGACCUCCUACGCGAUCUUGCGAAAUGAUGCGGAACUUUUGGCAAUUCCAGGGUUUGGAGGAAUGAUUUUGGAUGAAGCGCAACACAUCAAAAAUUUCAACACAAAGUUAUCUAAAGCGGUGAAGGAUGUGGCGGAAGUGGUUGGUCAUUUGAGAGUAGCUUUGAGUGGGACACCUGUGGAGAACAGCUUGACGGAUUUGCAUAGUAUCUUCGACUUCAUUCUUCCGGGUUAUUUGUCCUCCAGAAGCGACUUCGAAAGAACCUUCGGCCAACCGUUGAAGCUAGCAGCGCGGAAAGGUAAUCUUUGCAAUGUGGCCGAAGAAAAACGAUCCCUGCUGAACCGAAUGAAGGAACCUUUUCUGUUGAGACGAUUGAAAACGGAUCCUGCCAUUUCAGCCGAUCUACCUGAUAAAGUUCAGCAAACUCACGAAUGUGAACUCAGCCCCAAGCAGAGGAAGAUUUACACAUUGGUUCAGAAGAUGCAAUGGGCUGCUUGCGGCGGAUCUGGUCGCAAUUUUAAGGUCCUCGAGAUGCUUCAAGCCAUGAGAGAAGUUUGCAAUCAUCCGGCCUGUCUCCCGGAGAAGCGUCGUCCACAUGGUACCGGAUCACAUCCAGCAACUGAUAUUGAACUCAGCGGCAAAUGUGCCAAAUUCCACGAGUUGCUGGACAACAUCCUGGCAGCUGGGGAAAAGGCCCUGGUCUUCAGCAGCAGUCUGUCGGCCAUCGACGUCUUGCUGCAGCAGAUCCAGCGACGGAAGGACCGGCCCUGCGCCUUGAAGAUCAUCGGCAAUGUGGCGCCGGAGCAGCGGCAGGCGUUGAUCGACCAAUUCCAAAAUGAUCCGAACUGCUCACUACUUCUGCUCUCCCAGGUUGGAACGGUGGGUUUGAACCUCACGGCUGCUACUCAUGUGAUUCACUUUGAUCGCCAGUAUAACCCCGCCAAGGAAAACCAGGCCACUGAUCGUGCUCAUCGCAUUGGUCAGAAAAGGACCGUAUUUGUGCAUUUCCUCAUCAGCAAGGACACCUUUGAGGAGAGGUUGGCCGAAAUUCUGGAGCAGAAACAACAGCUCAGCGAUUUGGUGAUGUUCGAUUGUGAGAAAUUUAUUACAGACAUGGACAAUGACGAACUCCACAAGUUUUUUUGGUUGAAAUCUUGAAGAUUCGGGCAGCGACGACCGUUGUCCACUUUCACCAGUGUCGUGAGGUUUAUGCUGGAUUGCACACAGGAAUCAACAAGUCUGCAGCAAAAUUGCUGGUCUGAUGUUUUUGCUGUGUGCAACCCAUUGUUUGAUAAUGCUCGCUUUUCCUACGUCCAUACACUCCCUUCCACGGUGUACCGUAGCAUAUAUGUGCGCCCUCUCUGUGGCGCGUUGUACAAAGGUGACUUGGUGGCUUCACAAUGAGAUUUUCAAUCAAUAUUACAUGGUUAAUCAUUGGCGUAUUAGCCAUCUUCUUUUCAAGACCCACAUGGGCAUGGGUCAAAAUUGGG
Molecule: messenger RNA, 3505 nt
Organism: Cladocopium goreaui
Lineage: Eukaryota; Dinophyceae; Suessiales; Symbiodiniaceae
Source: the annotation of a GenBank genome assembly